AAAAGUAUUGCACCAUAAGUUAGCAACGUAGACGACCAGAAUACUAGAGGACCAGGAAGGGUGUAACAUCAGAGAAGUAAACAAAAGUGUUGGGGUAGGAAAGCCAGCGAAGCCGUGGCGACUAAUCUGUCGGAGUUAGAAUUUGUUGAUCAGCCUUGCCACUUUCACACACUGGAUCUAAAUAGAGCAGCAGUUUUCAGUGAAAUACAGAAAACUAGAUCUUAUACUGCCACGGCUACCGCAGAGGCGACUACUGGUGUUGACAGAAUGAUGGAAGCUGACGAAAUAUUUAGCUUCUAUGACGAAGAGGGCGGAAUACCACAAACCCUCGACGAGCUAGUUGAUUUGCUGGAUAUCAAAGUGAGUUCUGGAACGGCAGGCUCCUCUGAUAUCCAGCACUUCCCCACGUUCGCCUCAGAAGACAUGUGGCCUAUUUGACACAGGCAUUGCUGGUGGCGUCCUUGAUGUCACCAGCUUAAAUCUUCCGGCUGACAUCGACAGUGGGCUUUUUCUGCAGGAUCAGCACAUUUCUACACCAAAUGCCAAUACCCUGUAUAGCAUUGAUGAUAAUUUAAAUCCUGUUAUGAAGCUGGAAUGCGACCAGCCUUAUGACAUGGACAACUGGGAUCUCUUAGACCCUCUUGCUGACCUUGAAACUGACCCAUUGGCUGAUGACGGCUUGGAUGCAUUUGUUAACUUGGAUAGAUUUUUGAUGGAAGACUCUCUGUUUGAUGAUAACAUUCAAGUUACAGCCGAUACUGAAAGACCUGUCUUGGAAUCAAAUGUUUCAAUAUUGUGCCCUGAAACAUUUGAUACCACAAAUUCUAGCAAUGAUCCACAUUUUAAGAUUACUGCCUCAACCAGUAAAACAUUACCUGAACAAAAAGAAAAAUCUGGUAAUAGAAAACGAAAGCUAGGCAGUACUGCAGUUCUCAAAACAAGUAUGUUCGAAAUUAUGGCCCCAGCCAGGAGUGGAUCAACAUCAGAUUCACAGCUAGACCACGACUAUUCAUCCAAAGUAAAAAAGAAAUGUGUAGAUAGCACUGUUGAGACUGCAGAAACCCAAGAUGCUAGUUUGGUGGUUGAAGGAGACGAACCUGAUAAACAAUCAGUGAGGAGAAUGAAAAAUAAUGUGGCUUCUAAAAGAUCUCGGGAACAACGCAAACAAAAAAUAGCAGACAUGGACCAAGAAGCAGAAGAGCUAAUAGCUGCGAAUGAAAAACUUAGGUUGAAAAUUAGUGAGCUGGAGAAGCUAGCUCAAGAACUGAAAGCUCAGCUAGUAGCUAAGAUGACAGGGAAAUAAAUUUUUUGGAUGCACCCUUUAGGCAUUAACCCAGCAAGUACACCGUUCAUAACUGUUGUAGUUUCUGUUCACAGUUUGAAGCCAGGCUCUUACUACAUCUUUAAGAUAGGUCUUGUUGCAAUCAACAAUUUGUUUAAUUUUCCCCAGUUGAUUGUUACAUUUUAGACCUUAUGCCUACUCCUACACAAAACUAGGCGUAUCAUCCAAAGCUUUUUAUAAUAUUCCACUUGCUGACACUCUGGUAAUUGCUCCUUUGCCAUUGGCUUAUUUAUUUUAGUGCAGUUAUCCAGCAUAUUUUGACUGUUAGGUGGCUUAAUCAAUACAUUUUUGUAUAAUACUGUAAAAAAGGUUCUUGUAAAUCAUGAUUUAUAAUAACGAACUGUGAAGCCAAUGCACUUUAUUCUGCUUUUGCAGCCAUCUUACAUGAUUUUCCUAUUUGGCAUUUUUUACCAUUUGAUCAUUGUGUUUUAAAAAUGUGUUAAAUGCCGGGAAAGUCAUUUCAUCUUUCAUUUUUGUCACUUUUAUAAAAAAAAGUUAAUUUAGACUUUAUUAAACCAACUUAUUUUUUUUUAAAUUAUUUUUUAAAAGCAGCUUUACGUGAAUUUUUAGAAAUUGUCUUAAACCUCAAAAGAAUUUUCAGGAAUUGUUGUAAAAGUUGAUUGGUCCUUCCUGCCAGCUGAUACAACACUUAAUCUAGGCUAACUCGGAAUUGAAAUUUUGUCAUAUUAAUAAGGGAAGGGCAUCUUAUUUCAAUUUCAUACGGCUGCACCGCAAGACUUAGUUUCUCAUUAACAGGGGUGCCAAUUUUUUAAAAUAUUUUUUUGCUUGAUAGCUGGGAUUUCAGCCCCUAACAUUUGAUGUAUCAAUGAUUAUCAUUGUAACAGGUUAAAAAAACUUUAAUGUUCAUGAAAUUGAAUGUUAUUACCCCUUCCCCUCCCUGUUUCUUGUGGUGUGCCAUAUAUCAGAUGCUACUGCUCUGUAGUGUAUCAUUUUUGUUGUAUUGAUUCAAUCAUACAUCAAUUUCACAGGUUUCAAGGCUGUGAAGAAAUUUUUUAUAUAAACAGGAUGAAAAAGUUCAGCAAAUAAAAAGUUUAAAAAUUAAA
This is a messenger RNA of Physella acuta, 2406 nucleotides long. RefSeq lists its product as uncharacterized. Gene Ontology annotation, biological process: regulation of transcription by RNA polymerase II. Gene Ontology annotation, molecular function: DNA binding; DNA-binding transcription factor activity. The record is from RefSeq and is a predicted model, not a curated record. Lineage: Eukaryota; Metazoa; Mollusca; Gastropoda; Physidae.